Aspergillus versicolor CBS 583.65 is the source of this 2019-nucleotide messenger RNA. RefSeq names its product putative MFS transporter. Gene Ontology annotation, biological process: transmembrane transport. Gene Ontology annotation, cellular component: membrane. NCBI's taxonomy places the organism in Eukaryota, Fungi, Ascomycota, Eurotiomycetes, Eurotiales, Aspergillaceae. The record is from RefSeq and is a predicted model, not a curated record. Gene Ontology annotation, molecular function: transmembrane transporter activity. Bases 310 to 1773 code for a protein of 487 amino acids. The transcript is spliced from 11 exons.
GCAAUCUGGGGUGCGGGCUUGGCCUCUUGGGCACUGCGGAGGUCAGGCCAAUUCCAGACCCAGAAGCUGUUGGAAGGAGGUGUCACCCUCGCAGAGCUCCUGAUCGGUCACAGAAGUAAGGCCGAUCACGCCUUUUCUCGGUUGUCGUCCACCUUUUUCUGUAGUCAGCUUAUUUACCAGCUCCCGCCCCUCCCUUUCAUCCCCCUCGCGUUCUCUUAUUCCAAUUGUCUGUCCCGGAUGCCGCGCACUGGCCCUUAAUCCUUUUUUUUUUCCUGCGCCUUAUAAACGGUAUACGUCGAGUCGACGACCAUGGACUCUGAAAAGCAUCAGGUGCAAAUGAGCGACGAUAUCAAGCAGCACUCGCUCAGCGCGGAUGGGGAUUCUGGCGAGGACCAGAAGCUCACCAGACGGAUUCUGUUCAAGCUAGACACAAGAAUCCUGCCCAUUCUGGCCUUACUCUUCCUCUUCUCGUUCCUCGACCGGACCAACGUCGGUAACGCAAAAAUCCUCGGCCUCGAAGAAGACCUCAAAAUUACAAAUCAUCAGUACGACAUCGGCUUGACCAUCUACUAUCUCUUCUAUAUCCUGAGCGAGGUUCCAAGCAACCUAAUCAUCAAAAAAGCAUCACCAAAGAUAUGGCUACCAGCACUCACUGCAGUCUGGGGCAUUAUUACCAUGUGUCUGGGUUUUGUGCGUAAUUUCGCGAGCUUCGCUGCGGUUCGCGCUCUGUUGGGAGUUGCAGAGGGCGGGUUGCUCCCUGGAAUGGUGCUGUAUCUUUCGUCCUUUUAUAGAAGAGGUGACUUGGCUCUGAGGAUUGGUCUCUUCUAUACUGCCGCUUCGCUCUCUGGCGCAUUCGGCGGCCUUUUAGCUCGCGGUUUGAACGAAAUUGGUCCCAGAGGCGGACUAGAAGGAUGGCGCUGGAUUAUGAUCAUUGAGGGUUUAUUGACAUUCGUAUGCGCAAUUAUCAGCUACUAUGUCCUCCCAAAUAGCCUUGAAACAACGCCAUUUUUAACCGAAGCGGAACGCAGCUAUGCUCGUGAGCGGAUAAGACUUGAAAACCCCCACAUACAAGAGGCAAUCCCAGCCGAAGCAGAGAGCCUGGCUUGGUCAGAAGUCCGAAGAGGACUUCUAGAGCCCCAAAUGUGGUUAUCGGCAACGGCAUACUUCGCUAUUCUAUCGGGCCUAUAUUCGUUCGGUUUAUUCUUGCCAACCAUCAUUGACGAGAGCGGGUUUGCCAGCGAUGCAAACCAAACCCAACUGUGGACUGUGAUACCGUACGCUGUCGCUGCUGUGUUAACAGUAUUCGUUUCCUUCCUCUCCGACCGCCUGAAACUUCGAGGUGUCGUCAUGCUAUUCUCUCUUCCGCUCGCUAUUGCUGGGUACGGUGCUAUUGCAAACAUUCAAUCCCCACAUGCAAAGUAUGGCAUGACGUUCCUCAUGGCUACAGGGAUGUACGCCAGUGUCCCGUGUAUUCUCGUCUGGAACUCCAACAACUCAGCGGGACACUAUAAACGAGCUACCACAUCAGGAAUGCAGCUUGCUAUUGCGAACGCGGGAGGAUUCGUAGCGACUUUCAUCUACCCCAAUUCAGAUAAGCCACAGUUUCACCGCGGUCAUACGGUCGUCUUGGGCCUGUUGGUCUUUGCUUGGUUUAUGAUCCUAUUCAAUGUUUUGUACUGUGCCAAGAUAAACAGAGACAAGAGGAACGGCAAGUACGACAAGUACGCGGGGUACAACGAUGACCGCGACCCCAAGUUCAUGAUGGUCCUGUGAUAUGAAUAUAUAGCUGGUCUUUGAUACGGCAUGACUAUGUUUUGGAUAUAGGGCUCUCUAGCUCCACUGGCUCGCUCGGAUUGAAAGUACCAUGGUCCAUGACUAAUUUUUUCUCUGGGGGAGGGGGCUUCAAAUGGAGAAUGUAUAAUUCCAUCCACUGAUAAUAACUGGGUAGAUAUACGGGACAAUGAAUUAUGACUGCUACGCGUAGUCUCGAACCACAAGGCUCCAUAAAAACAUUUCUCC